Molecule: messenger RNA, 957 nt
Organism: Coprinopsis cinerea okayama7#130
Lineage: Eukaryota; Fungi; Basidiomycota; Agaricomycetes; Agaricales; Psathyrellaceae
Product: rRNA (adenine-N6,N6-)-dimethyltransferase
Exons: 7
Coding region: 1-957 (318 amino acids)
Biological process (GO): rRNA methylation
Cellular component (GO): mitochondrial matrix
Molecular function (GO): rRNA (adenine-N6,N6-)-dimethyltransferase activity
Source: RefSeq, a predicted model, not a curated record
AUGCCCAAAGCGACCUCCGAAAAGCUCUCAAGAGCGCACCGGCCAGCAGUAAAAAAGAAGGACAAGGAUGGCUCAGGAUCCGCAACAAACCCGCUCUUCAACACCCAGCGCUUUGGCCAGCAUAUCUUGAAAAACACCCAAACGGCGCAGAAGAUCGUCGAUGCGGCGAACCUCAAACCGACGGACAAGGUGUUGGAAGUUGGUCCUGGAACGGGAAAUCUGACUGUCAAAAUCCUCGAGAAAGCGAAACAUGUGACGGCCGUUGAAAUGGACCCUCGAAUGGCCGCAGAAGUCUUAAAAAGGGUACAGGGAACCCCAGAACAACGGAAACUCGAGGUUAUUAUUGGGGAUUUCGUCAAAGCUGAAAUUCCAUACUUCGAAGUCUGCAUUUCCAACACGCCGUAUCAGAUCUCCUCCCCGCUGGUGUUCCGACUAUUGUCCCAUCGACCCUUGUUCCGAGUGGCGAUCCUCAUGUUCCAACGCGAAUUUGCAUUGAGGCUGGUGGCACGACCAGGAACCUCGCUAUGGUCGAGACUCUCCGCCAACGUCCAGCUCUACGCGAAAGUGGACAAUAUCAUGCACGUGAACCGAAACGAUUUUAGACCACCGCCCCAAGUCGAGUCAUCUGUGAUUCGGCUGGUUCCUUUAGACCCCCCGCCACCUGUCAAGUUUGAGGAAUUCGAUGGCCUGAAUCGCAUAAUCUUCUCCCGGCCAAACAAAACCGUUCGAGGGAACUUCCAGGCGAAGGGUGUGAUGAAGAUGCUUGAACAAAAUCGGAAUACUUGGCUGUCGAUGCAGUCGAUGGCGGUGGACAACGAGAACACGUCGAUCAACGAAUUGUUGGACAAAAUUCUGGAAGAGGGAGGGUGGACAGAGUCCCGUGCAGCUAAAAUGGACAUUGAUGAAAUCCUCAAACUACUGGCAGCCUUCCACGAGGUUGGCAUCCACUUUUCGUGA